AUGCCGACGAGCGUGGGCACUGCACCGGAAGCAUGGAUCGGUGACUCGAGACAGUUGCCUACUUUGAUCACCCACUCUCUUUCCCACAAAUUCAUCCGCAAGGUGGCUGAUUACAACCUCUUUCUCUCCUCUCUCCCUCUCUCUCUCUACCCGCCUUUCCUAUGGGUAGAGGAAGAGGAGGGGAAGGAGGCAGUGGUGGCGGUGGUAGUUAGGGGGGCAAGGGAAGGGCAGGAGGAGGAGGAGGAGAACGAGGAGGAGGAGGAGGAGGUAAAAAAUACCUUUCUAAAAAUCAGAUUACCCACUCCUCCUCCGCCUCCACCGCCCAAUCCUCCCGCCUCCCCCUGUUCCACCUCUAGGCAUGCAGGUGGGCGAAGUGGGGCUAAGGCGGUGGUACCCACUGGGUCUUAUCUUGGAUUGGCUACUAUUUAUCUCAAGGGUCUGCUUGCUAGUGGUUCGUCCUUGAUAGUGACCUUGAAUUCUAUGCCGUUGCCUCCGUCGUCUCGAUUGCGGAUUCAUGAAGUUUCAUUCAGUGAACACUGGUGUCGCUUGAAGGGAAACCUUCUGGUAAUUCUUCGAAACGAAGGUGUUCAUUCAACAGACCUCGUCGGCGUAGUUUUUCUGGAACGCUGCUCAGCCAAGCCUGUUACUGAUGCUGACGUUCAACACGCCUUUCAAAUAGAUUUUGAAUGUGGUGAUACUCCACUCCUUUUUGCUGCACGUUCAGCUGAGGAGGCCAAUAUGUGGUGCAACCACAUAAGAAUGGCUGGAUUAUUUGACUUGUCGGCUAGAAGAUUGCAGCUCCGUGAAGAGUUGAGGCAGUUAACUGGGAAGGAUCCUUUGGAUCCACUCAAUCCACUCUUGAGCUUACCCGAAUCCACCUGUUCAGAUGAAUUCAGUGAGGCCGGUCUGGAAUUGCAACUUAGUUUACUUGAUGAGAAUGCCUCAUUUUCGCGGAUUUCGGGGCUCAGUUUUAAAAUAGUCACUUUUUUGGACCAAUCAGGGGAUAAUGACUCCUGGAAAUUAGUUGGAGAGACGGAAAUUCGGACCAAAGAUUGUCCAAAUUUCCUAAAGACAGUGAAACUCCGUUUUGAAAAUGCCUCCAAAACCUCCAUGGUAAAGUUCGACGUUAUGGAGUUUAAAGAUCUGCGUGCUUCUGUGCACCGCGUGGUUGCCAGUGCACAGACGACACUCGACGCCUUGUGCAAUGCCUCCACGUUGAACUUGCCUCUGGUCGCUGAAUCAAAGAGUUCGACCAGGACCUCGGCUACGGACUGCGUUCUAGUUGUACAGGUUUUGAAUCGACGCAGCAACGCAUUGGACUUUGACCAUCUCGACGUUCACAGUCAACAGCUGCGAAAUGUCUGCGAGGACAUUCUCACUCGUAAUUACGUCUUUCCUCACACUCUUGGGGAGAAUAUGCGUGUUGUGGAGUUCAUGGGCGAAUCUCGAUUCUGCUUCCAAUUUCCCAUUGAAUACCUCAAAUCACUGAUCACUCAGGAACAUCUUCUCUAUGAUUCUCUGCUACGCGUUGGCAUGUCUAAUCCGACACUGGAGUGCCUUCGAAAGGAGCGUCUAUUGGGCAUGAAGAAUAUCAUUGAAUUUUAUGAACUCUGUCUUCGAAGCACUGUUGAUCACACCGGUCCGAGUUUUAAACGGAGCACAGAACGAAAGUGUGCGGAGUUGGACUUUGUCCCCACAAACCUUCAUGCCAAUCGAAUUGGCCUUUUGGACUCGGAGAGCAGACUGAUAUUAUUGCACACCUGGGAACGGGCGGAAGAGAGCCUCUGGUGUGAUAUUCUCUCCAAUGCUGCUGCUACAGCUGGCACGGAGACUGCUUCAACGGGAUUGAAUCUGCGUAUUGCCUCUAGUGUAUGGGAUAGCGUUCAUUGUCGACACCAUGCAGUUUUGUGUCAGGCGCUGACGGCAAGUUUGACGGGUUUGGCUUUGGCGGUAACAAACUGGACGCCGGUGGAGUGGAAGCAAAUGGUUCGAUGUGGAGUGCCAUUGCAUUUUGAGGGUCUUUUGAGUUGCUCUGGUGAAGAGAUCUGUAUGUUGGAGAACUGGGCUUGGGCGAUUCAGAGCCUGGGAUUUUGUCAUAUCGUAAUACGGCCAUAUUCCUCCCCCAUGGAGGUUACGAAAAGAGAGACGACAGCAGAGAAGGAGCCAAAGGAACGGAAUGGAGGUGGACAGUGUUUGACACAGGUUCGGAUCCUUCGACACAAUGAAAUUUUGCUAACGAUUCCACGUUCAGCAUGGAAUCGAGUCCCUCCUGAAUGUCAAGCUCGAGGUCGAAUUGUUCUCUCCUUGCAUCCCUUCCACUUCAAUGUGGGCAUCAAUGAGCAGCAGUCCAUCGCGGAACGGCUUGAACGUGUCAGUCUUCAGUCACUCAUCAAUGCCAAUGGACUGACUAGCCUUCGGAUGUACUUCGACAAGUAUACUCGGAAAUUUGGUGCUCCAAGGAAGACACCCACUCAGCAGGACGUCUGCGAUGUCCUAAGCAGUCUACAGUAUGAACUGGAGGCAAAUAAGUCUAAACCGGUAGAGGUGCUUCGCUUAGCAACAGAGGUUUCUUCAGCGCUUAACGCACUUCGUUUUACCUCGUGCAAAUCGGCGAAAGAUCGAACGGGGAUGGCGAUAUCGUUGGAGCAGACCAGAUGGCUAAUGGAGGUGGAAGGAAUGCACAAAGACAGCUUCUCUCCAGCCUUAAAAUGUCUCCGAAGCACGGGUCUUCGAUUGAGCAAUGUAGAGAAGAACAUUAACGUACGGAAGUACUCCUUCACGCGUUUUCAAGUCCUCGCCUUUCCGAAGGCCUAUCGACCACCCGUGGGCACGUAUUCCCUCCAUGUUCCAUCUUGA
Messenger RNA from Hydatigera taeniaeformis, 2856 nucleotides. The record is from the annotation of a GenBank genome assembly. NCBI's taxonomy places the organism in Eukaryota, Metazoa, Platyhelminthes, Cestoda, Cyclophyllidea, Taeniidae.